AUGGGAGUGUAUGUAUGGGUGCUGUGAAGGGGGCAGUGAGUGGGGGUCAGCACUACUGGACUAACAGUGCGUUUGUGUUAAACAAUGAAUUGUUUACAACUGUUUAUAAUUAAAUAAACAGUUAUUAAAUUUGCCAUUAAUUAUGAGAGGAUUGUGUUUAAUAGCGCUAACACUGUGUGGGUGUGUAUGGGUUGGUGUGUUUGGGGGUCGGAUGACGGGUGGCCUCCGAGACAUGGAUGCGGACAGCGAUGACGUGAAGUCGAUGACUGGUCUGGCGGUGACGAUGUAUAACAAGGGAUCCAAUUCUGUGUACAACAAGCGCUUGAUUGCCAUCAAAGACGCCAAACAACAAGUGGUGUCCGGAAGACAGCUCUUCAUCACAUUCACCGUCGGAGACACCAAAUGCACGAAACACUCGGUCCCGACCGACGAGGAAUGUCCGCUCACUGGACAAGGGAGAGUGGAGACGUGUUCGGCCACUAUAUGGCAGAGGAGAGAAGAAGACAAUUCAUGGAGCGAUUCGGACUCUAACUCGAGCUCAACAACAAAGGAGUGCAAAGAAUAUGAUUCCGAUCCUAAUUGUGGCCAAAACCAGGACUCUCUCGAGAGUUCCGGUGAUUUGCCGCCUAUUAUUGCCGUAAAUGAGAGGCCAUUAUGUUCUGGUAAUGCAUGUAAUGUUAAAUCCGAAGAUAAUUACGAAGAAGAGAGCAGUGAACCCGAUUCUGGAUCAGAUUCUGGGUCUGACUCUUACAGUGAAGAGCAAUAUAGCGAUGAUGUCAUCGAAACGAGAGCUGAGAUGAGUAUUUCA
This is a messenger RNA of Medioppia subpectinata, 808 nucleotides long. The record is from the annotation of a GenBank genome assembly. NCBI's taxonomy places the organism in Eukaryota, Metazoa, Arthropoda, Arachnida, Sarcoptiformes, Oppiidae.